Diutina rugosa is the source of this 1257-nucleotide messenger RNA. RefSeq names its product Gyp8p (gene GYP8). NCBI's taxonomy places the organism in Eukaryota, Fungi, Ascomycota, Pichiomycetes, Serinales, Debaryomycetaceae. Bases 1 to 1257 code for a protein of 418 amino acids. The record is from RefSeq and is a predicted model, not a curated record. Gene Ontology annotation, cellular component: endoplasmic reticulum membrane. Gene Ontology annotation, biological process: endoplasmic reticulum to Golgi vesicle-mediated transport; positive regulation of GTPase activity. Gene Ontology annotation, molecular function: GTPase activator activity. The transcript has a single exon.
AUGAUCGACGCCCAUGCCUCCCGGCGAGAGCGGUGGCGGCGACUUUUGCGCCUCCUGCUGCUGAGCUUCACCUCGGACUUGGUCGAGUUCGCCACCGUCGACUUGCCCCCGCACCCGGACGAGGCGCAGGUCGCCCUCGACAUCGACCGCCUGUUCACCGCCAUCCUGUUCCACCCGCCGGUGCUGAGUCUGCUGACGAUAGACGAGGGCAAUUUGAGCUAUACGGCGAUCUGGCUGCCCCAGGAAGUGGCGCAAUUGCGUAAGCGCCUCAAGACACUCGUGAUCUCGGUGCUCCGCCACCACCCGUGUCUUAAUUACUACCAAGGCUACCACGACGUGGCCCUGAUCGUGUUGCUUGUGUGUCCUGAGGGAAGCAGCGACGCUUUUGACAUAUUACAAAUGCUCACGGUGAACUAUUUGCGUGACUAUAUGGUGAAAGACAUCGGCCUCACCAUGUGUCAUUUGCGGCUUAUUAUGGCUCUCGUCGAGACCAUCGACCCCGAGUUGUAUACCGCGUUGGGCGAGCGUCCCAACUACGACUUCUUCCCCGCCAUUUCCUCCAUCAUCACAUUAUUCUCUCAUGACGUCAAUAAAGUGGCCGACGUAUUCACCAUUUGGGACUUUAUCCUUAAACGCGGAUCAAUAUCAGCAGCUCUUUACAUCUACACAGCUGCCCUCGUCCACUACCGCGACCAAUUUGUCCUGGAAACUGACCCCGACAUCAUCCACUCACUAGCACUGCCGACAAAGCUCUUUGCUCAAGUUGACGACUGGCUGGUCAUCCUCGAGAAAGCCCUGACAUUUUAUGAAGAUUUCAAGCUUGAAGAGCUCCCCAACUCGCUGACCACUUACGACUUGUGGUUUAAAAAGUGUAACCCUCAUUCAGUGCUCGCGGGCAAACUGAUAGCGGUGGACGACCUCGACGCCACCAUGGCGAUCCAGGACGAGGAAGUGGCCGAGUUCAACAUCUCUGAGAGCUCCGACGACUUGUCGUUAGCGCUGCUGACGCUGACGCUCAUUCCACUGGUGAUCUACUCCAAAUUUGACUCGGUGAAACACGUCCCUAAUCUCUAUAAGAUUGGCCUCACCGUAGGGUUUGUCGGCGUCCUCAUCCACUUGCUUCUCAAACUGCAGUACGUGCAAACGAAGAUCUCCGACUGGGCCCUGGUGGUGCUUACGAGGGUCUUCCACCAACCCCAAUGGACACCGCUGAUCCUGAUGAUCAACCUGGUCGGGUUGGGCCGGGGCCAGUGGUGA